Molecule: messenger RNA, 1703 nt
Organism: Leopardus geoffroyi (Geoffroy's cat)
Lineage: Eukaryota; Metazoa; Chordata; Mammalia; Carnivora; Felidae
Gene: MRPL54
Product: mitochondrial ribosomal protein L54
Exons: 4
Coding region: 415-831 (138 amino acids)
Cellular component (GO): mitochondrial large ribosomal subunit
Molecular function (GO): structural constituent of ribosome
Source: RefSeq, a predicted model, not a curated record
GGCGGUCUCUUUCGACUCCAGGGACACAGGAAGCAGCGCCGGGACCCUAUUUUACAUGGACUUCCGGUUUCGCUCACAGUAGGGAGGAGGGAUGACGCGUCCUGGCAUAACUUUCCCUCCCCGAGCUUCGCUUCCGCAAUUAUAAACUGGGGAUAAUAAUAGCAGCUACCUGCUACUGGUGAGGAUUAAACGAGAUCGAGCUGGCUACAGAUUUAGCAAAAGGGCUGGAGGAUAAUGAGGCUAUUAAGUAUUAGCCAAUUACUUCUAGGUUUUCAGUAAUUGCUCAUUGAAUAGAAUCAGGAAUGCAUAAGGUGUGAUCUUUAAGUGAAAUCUCUAGGAGCCUACAACUCCCAAGCACCCCUUAGCCGCUGUCGUCUCCCGGAAAAGCGCACGUGCGGACAGCCGGCAUACGCCAUGGCGGCCAGAUGCCUCUACGGGGCUACGCGGACCUGGGCCAGCUGGUCGGCCCGGGAGCUCCCGGUCCCUGUCGAGCCUGGAAGACUCCUUGUACGGGGUUACGCCAAGAGACCGGUCAUGAAGGGGGGCAAAGGCGGCAAAGGUGGUGUGGUCAGCGAGGCCCUGAAGGACCCAGAUGUAUGCACGGACCCUGUCCGACUCACCACUCAUGCCAUGGGCGUCAACAUCUACAAGGAGGGCCAGGACGUGGUCCUGAAGCCAGACGAGGAGUACCCUGAGUGGCUGUUCCAGAUGAACGUGGGCCCCCCCAAGAAGCUGGAGGAGCUGGACCCCGAGACCCGGGAGUACUGGCGGCUGCUGCGGAAACACAACAUCUGGCGUCACAACCGAUUGAGCAAGAACCGGAAGUUCUAGCAGGGGAAGGCCCCGGGGCCGCCCUGACCCGUCAGGGACCUCACCAGGCCCGGCAGGAGGACCCCGGAGGCACACAGCGUCUUCCCCAUCCUGCCCCCACAGAAGACUCUAUCUGCCUGGAGAAAAGAGUUUUCUGAGAGCAGAGGAGGCCCCUCACCUGGUGCCUGGUUGGUCCCCAGAGUGAGGCUCGACCAGGGCCCUGGGGGUCCUUGCGGGCCCUGGGUGCUGCUGGGUGCCAUCUGCUGCCAGAGCCGGGAGGGAGACUGGGGCAGGUGGGGGGGGGGGGGCGACUCAGGCCCCGUGGUUCCGUGGCUGCAGCCUCCCCCUGGGCAGUUGCUGUCCAUCUUUGGGAUUUCUCAUGCUGCCCAAGAGGCCCCAGCUUGUCUUCCAGGAGGAGGUGUUUUUAGACCCAACUCUCUUGGUUGCAAGGGACUCAACCCUUUUCCAUGCCACCCAGACCGUAAGGGUCUUUGUGGCCUUCGGAAGCCGAAGUGUCUGGGGCGGGCUCUGCCCUGAGGCAUGCUGGCCUCGGGGACUUCCGUGUCCAGGUGUGUGGCUCUGUCUCUGGGUCCUUGUAGCCCCAGGGACUAGUUCUCUUGGACAAGUGUGGCUCCAGGACUCCUGGCUGAAGCCCCCUACCUAGUUUAGCAAGCCCAGCCAGAGAGAAGGGACUUCGUUUUCCUUCUUUGGCCAGAGUCAUGUGUCGUCUGCAUGGGCCGGUCAUUUGAAACAGCCCGGGGACCUGGGCCUCACCACCAUCCUCCUGUCCACCCGUCUGGUCCCCGGGUCUCCGUCUCCCCCGCCCCCUCCCUCACCUUCCCCCCAGCAGGAGAUGCAUCCCGGAAUCCUGCAUUAAGACCCUGCGAACCUGA